Messenger RNA from Camarhynchus parvulus, 891 nucleotides. RefSeq names its product solute carrier family 25 member 47 (gene SLC25A47). Gene Ontology annotation, molecular function: transmembrane transporter activity. The record is from RefSeq and is a predicted model, not a curated record. The transcript is spliced from 6 exons. NCBI's taxonomy places the organism in Eukaryota, Metazoa, Chordata, Aves, Passeriformes, Thraupidae. The coding region runs from base 1 to 891 and encodes 296 amino acids. Gene Ontology annotation, biological process: transmembrane transport. Gene Ontology annotation, cellular component: mitochondrion.
AUGGAUUUCAUUGCUGGGGCCAUCGGAGGUAAAUGUGGUCUAAGCACAGCCGUGGGUUAUCCACUGGACACAGUAAAGGUGAGAAUUCAGACUGAGAACCACUACAGAGGAUUUUGGCACUGUGUUCAGGAAACGUACAGGACAGAAAAGGUCCGGGGGUUUUACAAAGGGGUGACUGCCUCAGCCCUCGCUGUAUCAGUGGUUUCCUCAGUUUCCUUUGGCACAUACAAGAACUUCCUCGGCGCCCUCUGCAAGCUGCGUUACGGGGCUGCAGAUGCCAAGCCUUCCAAGCUGGAUGUUUCCCUGGCUGGAGCUGCUGCUGGCGCUGCCCGGGUUGUGCUGACAAACCCUAGUGAGGUGGCUAAAGUUCGGAUGCAGACUCAGAGGAACCCAUGCCCUUCCACCACACAUCAGCCUGUUUCCAAGCCAAAAUACCAAGGGUCUUUGCACUGUCUGAAGGUUAUCAUCAAGGAGGAAGGUUUUGGUGGUCUCUACAAGGGCUGUUCUGCAUUACUCUGCAGGGAUUGCUCUGCUUCUGCAGUAUAUUUCCUUUCCUAUUCUGCUCUGUGCGACUGGCUCACACCAGAUGGGAGAAAUAAACCAGGUUUCCUUGUUGUGCUGCUUUCUGGUGGUUUUGCUGGAGUCCUGGCCUGGGGAUUUGGUACUCCCAUGGAUGUCAUCAAAUCACGCAUGCAAAUAGAUGAAUCGGACCAGCACAAGUACAAAGGCCUGAUCCACUGUGUGAGGGAAAGUGUGAGAAAGGAGGGGGUUAAAGUGCUUUUCAAAGGACUGGGUUUAAACUGCAUUCGUGCCUUUCCCGUGAACAUGGUAGUGUUUGUAACGUAUGAAGGUGUACUGAGAUUUACAGAUCAUUAUAUAAACAAAAAAUAG